GUGUUUUAAGAUUUUGAGAUAGGUAUUUUGAGGGUUGCAAACCUUCUGCCUCAGAGGUAUUCGAGUAUUUAUUGGAAAACAAAUGCUGAGUUUGGGAGGCCGCACCCAGACCUUCCGAAACCGUAUCAGGAUUGGCGCUCGGAGAUACGGGUUUACUGGCAUACCUCGCAGCGGUUUUUGUCUGCCCUGAAGUUUGAGAAAAUGCUACUGCUCUUUUCCUGCUUCAGGGUCUGUGUGAGCUCCGAGACCCCCAGGAUGUCGGCACGCGGAACAAGCAUCUGUCAGGGACACUCGGAACCUAUUAGUAUCACGUUUUACUACAUCUUAGUGUAGUUCAGACCCCUCCGUCCUCACUCAUCCCUGAGGUGAAAAGUUUUAUCAGCGGACUGUAAUUUCUUCACUGUCAAAAUGACAUCACUUUCCACCUCUGCGCAGUGUUCAGCGUCUGACAGUGCUUGUAGGAUCUCUUCCGAACAAAUCAGUAAGGUACGACCAAAGCUGACACUUUUGAAGAUUUUGCAGGCAGCAGGUGCACAAGGGGAAAUGUUCACUUUUAAAGAGGUUAUGCACUAUCUGGGCCAGUAUAUAAUGGUGAAGCAGCUUUACGAUCAGCAUGAGCAGCAUAUGGUAUAUUGCGGGGGAGAUCUUCUGGGAGAACUGCUAGGACGUCAGAGCUUCUCGGUGAAAGAUCCAAGCCCUCUCUAUGAUAUGCUAAGAAAGAAUCUUGUCACCUUAGCCACUGCUACGACAGAUGCUGCUCAGACUCUCGCUCUCGCACAGGAUCACAGUUUGGAUAUUCCAAGUCAAGACCAACUGAAGCGAAAUGGAGAGGAAAGUUCCAAUUCCAGAAAAAGAACUGAAGAAGGUGAUAAUCCUGUACUAUCUACCUCACAGCAUAAAUGUAUAAGUUCUAAAGACGAAGACUUAAUAGAAAAUUUAACUCAAGAUGAGGCAUCUGGGCUGGACCUUGAGUUUGAGCAAUGGGAUGUAGCUGGCCUGCCUUGGUGGUUUUUAGGAAACUUGAGAAACAAUUAUACACCUAGAAGUAAUGGCUCUACUGAUUUACAGACAAAUCAGGAUAUAGGUACUGCCAUUGUUUCAGACACUACAGAUGACUUGUGGUUUUUGAACGAGUCAGUAUCAGAGCAGUUAGGUGUUGGAAUAAAAGUUGAAGCUGCCGAUACUGAACAGACAAGUGAAGAAGUAGGAAAAGUGAGUGACAAAAAGAUGAUAGAAGUGUGCAAAAAUGAUGACCUUGAGGACUCAAAGUCCUUAAGUGAUGAUACUGAUGUAGAAAUUACCUCUGAGGAUGAAUGGAAGUGUACUGAAUGCAAGAAAUUUAACUCUCCAAGCAAGAAGUACUGUUUCCGUUGCUGGGCCCUGAGGAAGGAUUGGUAUUCAGAUUGUUCUAAGUUAACCCAUUCUCUCUCCACAUCUGAUAUCACUGCCAUACCAGAAAAGAAGGAAAAUGAAGGAAUUGAUGUCCCUGAUUGCCGAAGAACCAUUUCGGCACCCGUUGUUAGACCCAAGCAUGUAUACAAAAAGGAAGAAGGCUCCAAACUUUUCAGUCCCUGCAACUCAGUGGAAUUCUUGGAUUUGGCUCACAGUUCUGAAAGCCAGGAGACCAUCUCAAGCAUGGGAGAACAACCAGAUAAUCUUUCUGAACAGAGAGCAGAGACAGAACACAUAGAGGAUUGCCAGAAUCUCUUAAAGCCAUGUAGCUUAUGUAAGAAAAGACCGCGAGAUGGAAACAUUAUUCAUGGGCGGACAGGCCAUCUUGUCGCUUGUUUUCACUGUGCUAGGAGACUAAAGAAGGCUGGAGCUUCGUGUCCUAUUUGCAAAAAAGAGAUUCAAUUUGUUAUUAAGGUUUUUAUAGCAUAACUGAAGCAGUGAAUUGUAGCAAAGGACCAAGAGGGCUGAAAUACUAGCAUCAAGUAUUUCUACCCAGUGUAACACAUUUCAUCUGUUACAUAUGUCUGUGCUCUGGUAUGUUUCCUUUCCAAACUUAAGGAAUUUGAGAAUGAGUUCUUUAGAAUGAGAUGAUUAAAUUGGGGACAUGGAAAAUCACAUAUACCAACCACUUCAUAGUCCCUGGAAAGAUGACCUGGUAAGUAACAACUGCCAGUGCAGACACAGAAAUGCAGUCAGAUUGCUGGGGCAGCUGGAUCCCACAUAACCAGCUGUGCAGAUCGAGUGCCAGAGCCAGUGGCUUAAGGGGCACAUGGUGCAUGCGUGUGCGUGCCCAAAAUCCCAGGAGGAGAAUGGAGGAGACGGGGG
Molecule: messenger RNA, 2277 nt
Organism: Tupaia belangeri chinensis (Chinese tree shrew)
Lineage: Eukaryota; Metazoa; Chordata; Mammalia; Scandentia; Tupaiidae
Gene: MDM4
Product: MDM4 regulator of p53
Exons: 11
Coding region: 409-1881 (490 amino acids)
Biological process (GO): protein ubiquitination; regulation of gene expression; cell cycle
Cellular component (GO): nucleus
Molecular function (GO): p53 binding; ubiquitin protein ligase activity
Source: RefSeq, a predicted model, not a curated record